Messenger RNA from Sus scrofa (pig), 14672 nucleotides. The record is from RefSeq and is a predicted model, not a curated record. Lineage: Eukaryota; Metazoa; Chordata; Mammalia; Artiodactyla; Suidae.
UAUGACUGGGACACUAUACUGUACAGCAGAAAACAACUCAACAUUGUAAAUCAACUCUACCCGAAUAAAAAACACAUUUAAUUUUUAAAAAAGCAUGUUUUUUGUUAAAAUAACUCUGCGAAAGAGGUCAUCUUAGCUCCAUUGUAUAGUUGAGGAAAAUAAGGUUCAGAGGAUUCAAAUGUUGAGUCACUUCCUAGGGACCAGGCUAGAGCUAGGACCCUUCAUUCCUGGCUCAGGUGCCUAAGUCUGCAACCCCGUCUGGUGGUGUGGGUCUCAGUAGGCUGGUUUCGUUGCUGGGAUCACCACAACCCUUUGAAGAAAUUAGAGGGCUGUCAGCAGUCCAUCCCUCAGCAGGGACGUCUUUCCAGUUGUAGGUGGCUGUGUCCUAUUCCCGCUGGACCAGGGCAAGUUGGAGUUAUAUUUCUUCUCAACAGAGGUCCUUACAAGCUUAGUUCAGCGAGCACUUCAGAAUCCUGCUUAAGGUGGCCUUAAAUGCCAAAGGUAUGAUGACCGCCCCCUUCCGUAAGUGACUCCCUUAAGCUUCAUACCCUAAUGAGUCGGUACUAUCCCUUUCUGGCCCUGCAGAAGUUGUUUCUCUUGCUUCCCAGAGCUUGGCUGUGAUGAGAAUAGUUGAGGUUGAAAAAUAAGUGCCCUCUGGGUAAGUGGGGUAUUAUUAUAUUAUUUCAAAUGUGUUUACUCAUGGAAAAGGACCGGGAAGGGAUUAUGGAACUUGUCUCAUGUUACCAUGGGAGCCAACUUCAAAGCACGGAGGAGGCAAGCCCAGCUCCCCCACUCCUCCAUCACCCAGGGAACAUUGUGUGUCCCUCAGUGAGGCAGAAUCAGAACUUUUUUUUCAAAAUACUGUUUGUAAAGGGGACAGGGGAAAAGCAAGCCAUACCUGAAAGUCCUUGGAUCCCCUCUCUUCCAAUAAUAACUAAUUAACAUGUUUUGAAUACUUAACCUAUGUCUGGUGCUGUGUCACACAAGGACCUGGACAGUAGAGCCUCAUGAGUACUCAUUCACUUAACAGAUGAGGAAACAGAGGCUUAUAUUUUUUGCUUAACAUCCCAAAGGUAGCAAGUGUCUCAACAGGGAUUUAAACUUGGCAGUCUGUGUCCUGAGCCUUUGCCUAACUGCUCUGCUCUACUGCCUUCUACUAAGAAUAAGAAAGAUUUAUUCUGACCCGAGAAGAGUUCAAACAAACAUAGACGCUAGAGACCUGGAAGGUGGGAUAUUCAUGAGACAGUGACGUUAUCGUCUCGCCCUGCAAGAACCAGCUGAUGAGGAAGCCGCCUUGGAGAGCAGUGAAGGGUCAUUUUCUGAUGCAUCCAAACACACCAACAAAAGGGUAAUCUGCUUUUAAGCCACACCAGUGCCAACGAGAGGAAAAUAAAGAUCCAGAAGGGCUUGGCAACAGCAGUUGGAUUUUUUAAAUGAAAGAAGAGGCUGCCUGUUUCCAAAGUGAUUAAUUGUACAACUCAAUAAAUGUCAGCAAGUGGGAAUGAUGCCUGUAAAGAGGAGGCCACGCUCAUUAAGUGAAAAUGAGGAGAGAGACGCUGCAAGAAGAGAACGCUGCAAAUCGCAGACGGGGACCAAAAAAGAGGUCAUGAGUAACUAUCAAAAUAGACUUAAGUCCUAAGCUCUUGAGUAGAAGUAGCACCAGGAGAAGCAAAGAUGCCCGUUGAUACAGAGCAACUGGGCCUCAGGGAAAAUCACGUGGCCAGGCUCUGUUUUCUACUUUUUCGCAAAGAAAGCACCGAUGCACUCCCUCUACCCACUUAAUUGACUUUAUAUACCUGAGGGGACUUACCCAUCUGGAAAGAGACAAGGAAAAAGAUUCUUGCUAAUCCCUGCCCUGGAAAAUGGCCAAGUUUGUGACCUGGUUUUACUCAGCUUGGGGUUAAAUCCCCGGUUGCCUUGAAUCUAUGAGGGUUCUCCUCCUUUGGGGUCACUUUCCCUUGGGAAUGACUACUGAGCCUCUGGAAAACUUACCCAGCAGGAUUCAGACUCUGAUGAGGAGGAGGCAGAGGAGGACUUUAUUUUGAUUACAUAUCAUUUGAUUGAUUGAGUCCACACCUCAGUGAGUUCCCAUGUAAAGGCUGGGCUCUGACUUAAAGAAGUGGAUUGAGUUUCCACCCUCUGCCUGGGUCUCCAGCUUCUUUCCAACACACAACUCUUAGAGAAUAGCGCUGGUGGUGAAGGAGGGGGCGACAAACAUUGGGAGGCAGCCCCACUUCCACCAGCUUCACUGUCACCACCAAAUUCUCAUGCUGGCCCAGAAAAGCAGGUGGCUGGUCCCCUGUGCAACAGUGAUGUGUUCCCAGUGUCAGCUUCCAAGGGCUUUAAGGGAGCCAUGUCCAGCCUCAAAAGGUGUCCUAGGGUGAUGGUUACAUUCUGGUUGGACCCAAAGUAGCCUCUUUUCUGGAAGCAUUUCGGUGUUACCCAACAUCUUUGUCAUGUUAAGGAAGACGUUGCUUUGAGGAGUUACAGAGGAAGCUGCGUCCUAAUUCCUUAUUCCCACUCUGUUUCCGGAGUGCAUUUGGACAGCUGAGGCACUUCUGCCAAUCAACACCUCACCCGGUAAAUACAACACAUUUUGUAAAAAAUUCUCCUAUCGAAUUCAUGACAUUUUCAAGUGUUUUACACUCCCAUCGAAGUGCAACUGAAACCAUCACACCCAACGAUCUGCAAACACUCCCAGCUGCCGUCUGAAACUGUGAUCCCAGGAAGCAUCACAAAUCUCCCCAGGAAGGACAGACCAGCUCUCAAAGAGGUCUUUCCAAGUUUGCCUCACUGCAGCCUGCUGUGUGCCAAAGAGCCUUCUGGUUUAAAUCCACUUUGGAAGUUACAGGGUUUCCUUGGUGUAUAUUUGGCUUUCGGAAUUGGUUUGAAAAUGCUCAGACCUUGUAGCCAGACCGGCUCAAUUCACAUUCUGGCUUUGGCACUUCCUCGCCGUGAGUCUAGGAGCAAGUGACUUCACUUCCCUAUGCCUCAGUUUCCUCAACUGUAAAAUGGGGAUGAUCAACCAUAACCUCAUAACAGAGACGUAAAUGAAUCAAUAUGUGUCCAUAUGAAGGAGAACUGUGCCUGGCACGCACAAUAAGUGCUCUGGAAGGGCUUGCUUGCUUUAUUAUAAAUAUUAUUAUUGUUAUUAUUAUUAGAUCACACAGGGCAUACAGCAAACCAAUCAGCACAAUUCCAGCCCAUCCUUUAAAAAUGAAAUCCAUCUGAAUGUAAUGUCAGCUUGUGUGUUGGAAGGAAACCCACAGGGUGCAGUAAUAAGCACUAAGGUUCUAGGCUGUGAGGCGAGGCCUUCCAAGAGCACUUCUGGGCGGUGUCUUUUUUUUUUUUUUUUUUUUUUUUUUUUUUUUUUUUUUUUUAGGGCCUCACCCAUAGCAUAUGGAAGUUCCUGGGCUAGGGGUGAAAUCAGAGCUGCAGCUGCUGGCCUACACCACAGCCACAGCAACACUGGAUCCUAGUCGAGUCUGCGACCUACACUAUAGCUUGUGGCAACACCGGAUCCUUCACCUACUGAUCGAGGCCAGGGAUCGAACCCAUAUCCUCAUGGACACUGUGUUGGGUUCUUAACCCACUGAGCCACAACAGGAACUCCAUGGGGGUGGUGUCAUUUUUAAGCUGAGCCUGGAGGCUGAGGGGAGGAGAUGGAGCUUCCACUCUCCUCGUCAGCAGAGGUAGCCUCACACCUGCUCACCAAAUGAUGAUUAUGGGCCAGACUCUGUAUUGGUCUUUUCAGGUACUCUCCUCCCACUGACGUCGUGAUGGGUACAAAGGAUUAUCUCCAUGUUACAGUGGAUACUAUCAAGGCUCAGAGAGGUUAAGCAACUUGCCUGAGAUCACAUAGCUUAGAGAUGGCAGAAGUCUCUCUGACUCUGCAGCUCACAGGGAGCCUUCCUGCUGCCCUCGCCUGCUGCUUCUUCCUUUGGGCUACCUUGGGGAUGAGGCUCUCGUUAGACUUGGAUCAUGUUGCUUAGUACAAACACUGUCCGCCCCUCUCUAAAUAAAUCCAGAUAUAAGGAGGAGGGAUCUUAGUUGGGGUAGCCAGAGUGCUCUGUCUUCUGGCUCCAGGAACAGGGAGAAAAGCCCUAGAGAGGCCCCUUCUUCACUUGGACAGACUGACAUCCUUCUCUCAGCUCUCAGGCUGACAGGUGCGUUUCCUUCAGAGCGUGUGAGCCAGGCAGGCAGGCUGGAGACACACCCACCUCCACCUGCCAUGGCCGGGGUAAUGAGGGCGUGCCUCUAAGGAGCUGACAACCAAGCUGCUUCUUCUGGAAGCUUGUGCCCUGCUGCCAAGAGCUGUUGUCAUUUGUCACGUGCUCUAAAGUUCUGUCUGCAGGGAGGAGCCGUUCGCUACUUUCUCACAUCUAGUGCCUCUUUUCCUCGAGCUCAGAGGUCCUCCAGGUCUCCUGAGAACUGUGGCUCCUCUUUCCACGGCCUCUUCCUACCCUGGAAGUGCUUGCUAGUCCUUCCUUUUGGUUAUUGAUCCUAUUCACUUUUCAUCUUGCAGAGAAACUUUCCAAGAACUCUCAUCUGCUCAAAGAGCCGCCCCCCCCCCCCACUUUCUCACUGAUAUUAACAUAGUCCCUUUCUACCGCUUUGUUGUAACUUUAUUUGGACUUUGGGAAGGAGGGAAGGAAACACAUGUCCUUCUUUUCUCCAUUACGCUAUUUUCAUCUGAGCUCAUGGCUGUUUGCUAACAUAUUAUUAUCAUCAAUCAUUUGCAGUGCGUAUGUGAUGCUUGCAGGCCAAAUUAAUGAUGCAUUUAUUCAUACCUCAAAGAAAAUAGCAGACCCUUGUGGAGAGUUUCUUCUUCUUCUUUUAAAAAAUAUUUCCUGUGUGUCAACAUGAAUGCCAACUAUGAGGGAAAAAGGGGCCUUAUCUCUGUGGGUUGAUUUCUAUCUCUUCCCCCAGCUGAAUAUACUACUUCCAACACAGAGCUCAGAAUCUGGUCCCUUGUUCACAGUUUUGCUGCAUGUUUGAAAUUUUUCAUGAGAAAACAUUGGACUCUACGUCCAACUGUUAGCCUCUGGUUUGUAUCCUUCUGGUCUCUGGUCUGUGGCGUAACUGUGGUGUGUACUGAAUUCCCAAGAAACUAAUUCUUGGAGGUUCCUUUUUCCUUGAGGAUGGAAGUGAAAAGAGAGAGAGAGAAUUUUCAGACUCCAUCAAUAACAGCAGGCCAACAAUAAUAGGGAUGAAUUCCUCAGAGGCAGGAUGAGGAUCGAUGAAUACAGGCCUAAUAGCUAGAAAGCACAUCAUGUAUUUCCCCCAAAGACUUUGGCAUCUGCCGAAACAUAUGACUGCAGAAGCCACCCCAGAGGUUAGCCAGAUUUAGCCAGAGGGGGCCAGGAAGGAGUUUGGGAUACUAGCUGCCUUUUCCCUGCCAAGUCCAUGGUGUUUAACCCAGGGACCCACCUUCCCUUUUCUGUGGCCGACAGGAGCUGCUGGAAUGUUUCAGCACCUCUGCUCAGCGCUUUGCUGCAUUCGAACUUUUCAGUUUUGAGCAGAUGGCCAGAACCCGAGGGGAUGACUGGACAGUGCUAGGUCAUGGCGUGCAGGAGUGGGUGGGCAAGGCUGGGUACUGACACCCAGGGAGGCCCUCGAAGCAGUCCUAUUUGAAAAGAUACAUUCAUAAUCAUGGAAGCCCACUCCUUGCUUAGUCUAUGGUGGAAACCAUUUAUAUAGAUAUUCAAUACGCAAGCCAGACAGGCUAAAUUGUAGCCUCUCUUCAGUAAAUGCCCCAGUUGUUUGGAGUAAAAAAAAUGGUUUAGAUUAGCACCCGGGCACUCUGACAAAGGUCCAGAGGGAGUUAAGGGACUUGCCAGUGUCAUUAGCAUUUUUUUAUUCUUUUUCCAGCCGCACUAAAAUAUAUUUGCUCAAAACAGAGGGAGAUGAAAAACGCCUGGCAGCCAGUACCUAAUUAAAAAAAAGAAAAAAAAAUAUGUUUCACUUCUCCAGCAAACACAGCAAUUAAAACAAGGCUGUGUUGUGAUAGCUUAUGGACCUAUUAAUGCCUAAUUGAGCCUUCCGCUAGAUGCUUUUGUGAAAGCCACUUUCUUGAGGCCUGAGGGGCCACACCUUAGAGCAAAACAAACCUCCAAACUUCCUGCAGCCCCCUCCGCCCUCAGGGGCCCAGAAACCAAAGAAAACAAUUUUUUACUUUGAAUCUCUGAGUUAGACUGGAAGGAUUAGCUUGACAGAAAGAUCUCGACAUUGAAAAUCCUACUGGGGAUUUCAUUCUUUCCUCAUUUGUAAGCAAAAUCUAUUUUCCACGAGAUAUUUUUAGUACCAGCAUCCCCUGCUGUCCUAUUCUCUUACAGUAUACCAUUAGAGCUUGAGGCUGGUCCAAGCAGGUCAUGUGACUUCUAAGCAUCUCUCCUGGUUCCGUCCUCAGCGACUAGUCUCGAAGGAGUCAGGGAAUUCUAGACUCUUAACUACCGAAGACCUCAAAGUCCUUCCUGAAGCCCUGAAUUCUUAUUGAUAGGAGGUGAAAAUGCUUUACAGUUGCUUUUUCUAAGAGGUCAACUUGGCGGAGCUCGCUGCCUGACCUCAGUAAUAGAGAUAUUUUCAGCCCUGCAAGCCGCCUAUGUAAAUAUAAAAAUGUAUUAGGCUGCAGAACUGCAUGUGUGGGAACAGAACAACCGGGCUAUUGAAAAGGAAUCACGGCGCAGGGCGGGGGGAGCCUUGGUUUCACUCACAUGGGUUUGGUUAACAGGGGCACAACUUUUGAUAAAUUGUUUUGAUUCAGUGGACUCCACGUUGCAGAAUAGCCAAUCUCAUUUCUGGAACUUAUAAGCUAUGAAAAGCGAAACCCCAAUCACUUUGUGAGGUAUCCAGCAAAAUUACCUUCUGGAAGUUUUUACAUUAAAAAAAAAAAAUCCUUUUCACACUCUAUGAUACUCAUUUGCCUUGGAAAAAAAAUUUUGGUGUGAUGUCAGUUUUUCAGUUGUUUAAUGUGAAAAAGAGUGAUUUAUGUGAUGCCUGAGUGGGAAAGAUAUAUUUGCUCAGACCUCUUAAAAGAGAAUCGAAGAGCAUCAUUGUAAUGAACAGGAAACAUGCUCUUGAAAUGAACUGAGAAAUCUCUCCAGGCGAAAUGCUCUAAUAUUCCUGAGUGCGUUCACUUUCAGUGGAUCAAAUCUUUCCCAUCUCUGCAUCCAAGCUAUUUGGCGGUGAUCAGAUGAUCAGAGCUCAAGGAAGUGAUUGGAGAGUGAGCUGGCUGCAGCUGCAAUGUAGGCUGUUUUCAGGGACAAGGAGCCACUGUUUUUCAAACAUAGCAUCAACAUAGAAGUUAUUUUGUGGGCUCCAGGAUGCAGCGAUGGGCUGCACUGCCAGCAUUGUUCUGCUUCAAGCUUUUCGUUCUGUGGUCCAGAGGAGCUGUCCACACAUUUGUAGACGACGCCAGGAGGAACCCUCCCACGAAAUUUUGCCUCUGGAAAGUGACGAUGAAAUGAGUAGACCCAGAACCCUCAUCAUAAUGCAAGAAAAGCCCAGGCUUCUCGAGCCUUUGGAUUAUGAAACUGUCGUUGAAGAACUUGAAAAGACCUAUCAGAAUGAUCCCCUUCGAGAUCUCCUGUUCUUCCCCAGAGACGACUUUUCAACCACCACAGUCCCUUGGGACAUCCGAACAUUGUACUCAACAGUACCUGAAGAUGCAGAGCACAAAGCAGAAAACUUACUGGUGAAAGAGGCUUGUAAAUUUUAUAGUUCCCAGUGGUAUGUGGUCAACUAUAAAUAUGAACAGUAUUCUGGAGACAUUCGGCAGUUACCCCGAGCAGAAUACAAACCAGAGAAACUUCCUUCACAUUCCUUUGAGGUUGACCAUGAAGAUGCUGAUAAAGAUGAAGAUACCACCUCCCACUCGUCUUCCAAGGGCGGUGGGGGAGCGGGAGGAACUGGAGUUUUCAAGUCUGGCUGGCUGUACAAGGGGAAUUUUAACAGCACCGUGAAUAAUACCGUUACUGUUCGGUCAUUCAAAAAGCGCUUCUUCCAGCUGACUCAGUUGCCAGAUAACUCCUACAUCAUGAAUUUUUACAAAGAUGAAAAAAUAUCCAAAGAACCCAAAGGCUGCAUCUUUUUGGAUUCUUGUACAGGUGUGGUACAGAAUAACAGACUGAGAAAAUAUGCCUUUGAAUUGAAAAUGAAUGACCUGACCUAUUUCGUGUUGGCGGCUGAAACGGAGUCGGAUAUGGAUGAAUGGAUUCACACCCUCAACCGCAUCCUGCAGAUCAGUCCUGAGGGGCCCCCGCAGGGCAGGAGGAGCACAGAGCUCGCAGACCUGGGGCUGGAUUCCCUGGAUAACUCCAUAACUUGUGAAUGCACACCAGAGGAAACAGAUUCUUCAGAGAAUAGCCUUCACCCUGACUUCACAAAAUACCUCACAGAAACUGAAGAGUCUGUCAAAACAACACGAAACAUAGAGAGGCUAAAUUUGUUUUCGCUGGAUCCAGACAUAGACAGUUUGAAACUUCAGAAAAAGGAUCUUUUAGAACCCGACUUUGUGAUCAAACCGUUUGAAGAAAAAGCUGCCAAGAGAAUCAUGAUCAUUUGUAAAGCUCUCAACUUGAAUCUUCAGGGAUGUGUUACAGAGAAUGAAAAUGAUCCCAUUACAAACAUUGAGCCUUUUUUUGUGAGUGUGGCACUUUAUGACCUCAGAGACAGCAGGAAGAUUUCUGCUGAUUUCCACGUGGAUCUAAACCACACUGCUGUCAGGCAGAUGAUCUCAGGGGCUUCCGUGGCUUUGGAAAAUGGGAACAUCGACGCUGUUACGCCAAGACAAUCAGAAGAACCUCACAUCAAGGGAUUUCCGGAGGAAUGGCUAAAAUUUCCCAAGCAGGCAAUAUUUUCUGUAAGCAAUCCACAUUCUGAAAUUGUUUUGGUGGCCAAAAUCGAAAAAGUACUGAUGGGAAACAUUGCAAGUGGCGCUGAGCCUUAUAUUAAAAAUCCAGACUCCAACAAGUAUGCACAAAAGAUACUAAAAUCCAACAGGCAGUUCUGCAGCAAGUUGGGGAAAUAUCGCAUGCCAUUUGCUUGGGCAGUGAGAUCGGUAUUUAAGGACAACCAGGGAAAUGUGGACAGAGACUCAAGAUUUUCACCAUUGUAUAGACAAGAAAGCAGCAAGAUUUCAACUGAGGACCUACUUAAACUAGUGUCAGAUUAUAGAAGAGCUGACAGAAUAAGCAAAACGCAGACCAUUCCCGGAAGCCUGGAUAUUGCUGUUGACAACAUUCCUUUGGAGCAUCCAAACUGUGUAACAUCGUCCUUUAUCCCUGUCAAACCUUUCAAUGUGGUGGCUCCACCAGAACCCACAGUGGAGGUGGAAGAAUUUGUUUACGACUCAACAAAGUAUUGCCGUCCUUAUAGAGUAUACAAAAAUCAAAUUUAUGUUUAUCCCAAGCACCUCAAGUAUGACAGCCAGAGAUGUUUCAGCAAGGCACGAAAUAUAACUGUGUGCAUUGAAUUCAAAAAUUCCGAUGAAGAAGAUGCCAAGCCUGUGAAGUGUAUUUAUGGAAAACCUGGAGGGCCCCUCUUCACCUCAGCCGCCUACACUGCAGUUCUGCACCAUUCCCAGAAUCCAGAUUUCUCAGACGAGGUGAAAAUUGAACUACCAACACAACUUCAUGAGAAACACCAUAUUUUGUUUUCUUUUUAUCACAUCACUUGUGACAUAAAUGCAAAAGCUAACGCCAAAAAAAAGGAGGCUCUGGAAACACCAGUUGGAUAUGCUUGGCUUCCUCUGAUGAAACAUGAUCAGAUAGCUUCUCAAGAGUACAGUAUCCCAGUAGCAACAAGCCUGCCUCCUAAUUAUUUAAGCUUUCAAGAUUCUUCAAGUGGAAAGCACGGCGGGAGUGACAUUAAAUGGGUCGAUGGUGGCAAGCCACUUUUCAAAGUGUCGACAUUUGUUGUGUCAACGGUGAAUACUCAGGAUCCGCAUGUGAACGAAUUUUUCCGACAAUGCCAAAAAAGGGAGAAAGAUAUGUCUCAGUCACCUACCUCGAAUUUCGUCCGUUCUUGUAAGAACUUACUGAAUGUGGAAAAGAUUCAUACAAUCAUGAGUUUUCUACCUAUAAUCUUGAAUCAGCUCUUCAAGGUUCUGGUACAGAAUGAAGAAGAUGAGAUCAACACAGCUGUGACCAGGGUUCUGACCGACAUCAUGGCCAAGUGCCAUGAAGAGCAGCUGGACCACUCUGUCCAGUCCUACAUUAAGUUCGUGUUCAAGACCACGGCAUGCAAGGAGAGAACUAUACACGAGGAACUGGCUAAAAAUGUGACUGGUCUUUUGAAGUCAAAUGACUUCCCAACAGUCAAGCAUGUCCUGAAGCAUUCCUGGUUCUUCUUUGCAAUUAUCCUGAAAUCAAUGGCACAGCACUUGAUUGACACAAAUAAAAUUCAGCUUUCUCGGCCUCAAAGAUUUCCUGAAUCUUACCAAAAUGAAUUGGACAAUCUUGUUAUGGUCCUGUCUGACCAUGUGACGUGGAAAAACAAAGAUGCACUUGAAGAAACAAGAAGGGCAAACCACAGCGUGGCCAGAUUUCUUAAGCGCUGCUUUACAUUUAUGGACCGAGGUUUUGUGUUUAAAAUGGUUAACAACUACAUCAGCAUGUUCUCCUCUGGUGAUCCCAAGAUCUUAUGCCAGUUUAAAUUUGAUUUUCUUCAAGAAGUAUGUCAGCAUGAACACUUUAUUCCUUUGUGUCUUCCUAUAAGAUCUGCAAACAUUCCAGAUCCUUUGACACCUUCAGAGUCAAUACAAGAGUUACAUGCAUCAGAUAUGCCUGAAUAUUCAAUCACGAAUGAAUUUUGCCGCAAACACUUCUUAAUUGGAAUUUUGCUCCGAGAGGUUGGCUUUGCUCUGCAGGAAGACCAAGAUGUAAGGCACUUGGCUUUAGCAGUCCUAAAAAAUCUAAUGGCUAAGCAUUCAUUUGAUGAUCGAUACAGAGAACCAGCAAAGCAGGCCCAGAUAGCAAGUUUAUACAUGCCCCUCUAUGGUAUGCUUCUGGACAAUAUGCCAAGGAUUUACCUGAAGGACCUGUAUCCUUUUACCAUCAAUACAUCGAAUCAGGGGUCUAGAGACGACCUCAGCACCAAUGGAGGAUUCCAAGCCCAGUCAGCUAUGAAACAUGCAAACUCUGUGGAUACAUCAUUUUCCAAAGAUGUUUUAAAUUCCAUAGCAGCAUUUUCAUCAAUAGCUAUUUCUACAGUAAACCAUGCUGAUUCCAGAGCUUCGUUAGCAAGUCUUGACUCCAACCCAAGUACCAAUGAGAAGAGCAGUGAGAAAACCGACAACUGUGAAAAGAUUCCAAGGCCCUUGUCCCUGAUAGGCUCAACUCUUCGAUUUGACAAGUUAGAUCAGGCGGAAACCAGGAGUCUACUUAUGUGCUUUCUUCACAUUAUGAAAACAAUUUCAGAGGAGACUCUAAUUGCCUACUGGCAAAGAGCCCCCAGUCCAGAGGUGUCCGACUUCUUCAGCAUCUUGGAGGUUUGUCUUCAAAAUUUCAGAUACCUAGGAAAACGUAAUAUAAUAAGUUUUCCUUGCAGAAAAAUUGCUGCUGCAUUUAAAUUUGUGCAGUCCACCCAGAACAACGGAACUCUCAAAGGAUCUAAUCCUUCCUGCCAAACUUCAGGCCUCUUGCCACAAUGGAUGCACACCACCUCCAGUCAUGAAUCACAGAAGCAGCACCGAUCACAAACAUUACCAAUAAUUCGAGGCAAAAAUGCACUUUCUAACCCCAAACUCCUACAGAUGUUAGACAAUACCAUGACCAGCAACUCCAAUGAAAUAGACAUUGUGCACCAUGUGGACACAGAGGCCAAUGUCGCUACAGAGGUUUGCCUGACUAUUCUAGACCUGCUAGCCCUCUUCACUCAAGUCCACCAGAGACAACUUCAACAAUCUGAAUGUCAAAAUUCAACGAUGAAAAGGGUCUUUGAUACCUACAUGCUCUUCUUCCAAGUCAACCAAUCAGCCACAGCACUGAAGCACGUAUUUGCCUCCUUGAGGCUGUUUGUAUGCAAGUUUCCUUCAGCCUUCUUCCAAGGGCCUGCCGACCUGUGUGGAUCAUUCUGCUAUGAAGUCCUGAAAUGCUGUAACCACAGGUCACGGUCAACUCAGACGGAAGCCUCAGCCCUUCUGUAUUUUUUCAUGAGGAAGAAUUUUGAAUUUAACAAGCAGAAGUCAAUUGUCCGGUCCCACUUACAACUCAUCAAGGCUGUAAGCCAGUUAAUAGCUGAUGCUGGGAUUGGAGGCUCGCGGUUCCAGCAUUCCCUUGCAAUUACCAAUAAUUUUGCUAAUGGAGACAAGCAAAUGAAAAAUAGCAAUUUCCCAGCAGAGGUGAAAGAUCUGACUAAACGUAUAAGGACUGUUUUGAUGGCCACGGCUCAGAUGAAGGAGCAUGAGAAGGACCCUGAGAUGCUGGUGGACCUCCAGUACAGCCUGGCAAACUCCUAUGCAAGCACUCCCGAGCUCCGGAGGACCUGGUUGGAGAGCAUGGCCAAGAUUCAUGCAAGAAACGGAGAUUUAUCCGAGGCCGCUAUGUGCUACAUCCAUAUAGCUGCCCUCAUUGCAGAAUACCUGAAAAGAAGGGGUUACUGGAAAAUGGAAAAGCUUUGCACACCAUCCCAGCUCCCGGAGGACAUCCACCCCUGUGAUAGCAACCCAUUACUAACAAGUCCCCGUGGAGGAAGCAUGUUCUCUAUGGGCUGGCCGGCUUUUCUGAGCAUUACACCAAAUAUUAAAGAAGAAGGAGCAAUGAAAGAAGAUUCUGGAAUGCAAGACACACCAUACAAUGAGAACAUCCUCGUGGAGCAGCUGUACAUGUGUGUGGAGUUCCUUUGGAAGUCUGAGAGAUAUGAACUCAUCGCUGAUGUCAACAAGCCCAUCAUUGCUGUCUUUGAGAAGCAGAGAGACUUCAAAAAAUUAUCAGAUCUCUACUAUGACAUUCAUCGGUCGUAUCUAAAAGUUGCAGAGGUGGUAAAUUCAGAGAAGCGGCUCUUUGGUCGCUACUAUCGUGUGGCAUUUUAUGGGCAGGCUGUGGGUUUUUUUGAAGAAGAAGAAGGUAAAGAGUAUAUUUAUAAAGAACCCAAGCUGACUGGUCUCUCCGAGAUUUCCCAAAGACUGCUCAAGCUCUACGCAGAUAAAUUCGGAGCAGACAAUGUGAAGAUAAUCCAGGACUCCAAUAAGGUAAACCCCAAGGAUUUGGACCCCAAAUAUGCCUACAUCCAGGUGACCUAUGUCACACCGUUCUUUGAGGAAAAGGAACUAGAGGACCGGAAGACGGAUUUCGAAAUGCACCACAACAUCAACCGCUUUGUCUUCGAGACGCCCUUCACGCUCUCGGGCAAGAAGCACGGUGGGGUGGAGGAGCAGUGCAAGCGGAGGACGGUCCUGACAACGAGCCACUUGUUCCCCUACGUGAAGAAGAGGAUUCAGGUUAUCAGCCAGUCCAGCACAGAACUGAAUCCCAUUGAAGUGGCGAUUGAUGAGAUGUCCAAGAAGGUUUCGGAGCUUAACCAGCUUUGCACGAUGGAAGAAGUCGACAUGAUCAGACUUCAGCUCAAACUCCAAGGAAGCGUCAGCGUGAAGGUGAAUGCAGGCCCAAUGGCCUAUGCACGAGCUUUUCUUGAAGAAACCAACGCAAAGAAAUACCCUGACAACCAAGUAAAGCUUUUGAAGGAAAUCUUCAGGCAAUUUGCAGACGCGUGUGGGCAGGCCCUUGACGUGAAUGAGCGCCUCAUCAAAGAGGACCAGCUGGAGUACCAGGAGGAACUGAGGUCCCACUACAAGGACAUGCUCAGCGAACUCUCCGCAAUCAUGAAUGAGCAGCUCUGUCGUGGUCCAUGUUUAUACAGCUUCUGUUCCUCUGUGUCUAGUAUUUCCCUCAGUACUGUGAGCAAAAGUGAUUACCUACCCGGACGACCCAUCAAAGCGAGGAGCGGAGCGAACUUGCACUCGGGUCAGUAACAAGGCGGCCCCCACUCUGCCCACAGUCUCCAUCUCAUCCAGUGCAGAAGCCUGAAGGGAGUCUGCAGCAUCAGACCCGCCUCCAGGAGAACUCUGAAUUUGCAGCUAAUCUCGGGGAAGAGAAAGAGAAAUUUAAUUUAUUUGAUGUUUUUAUGGUGUUAAUACUUUUUUUACCUCGCUAGCUUGAGAAUUUUGCCAGCCUCCAGAUUUGCACAUUUCUGAUCUCUUUUUUUUUUUUUUUUUUUUCCUUUGAUUGAGCGGCGUCGAUCAAGCCCGGCUAAAUAUUUGCUAUGAAAUCCCAGUGAAUGUGUAGCUCGAAAGCAAACCGUUCAGUUUGCUGCUGGUUACAGUUAUGUUCCAUACCCAGUCCUCGUACACAUAUUUUAAAGGUCAAAGUGAAUGUUUUUGUAACAUGUAAGCAUAUUUCGAAUGUAAAUAGAAGAUUGUAAAAUAUAUGGUUUUUACCAAAUUUAAAAGAACGUUUUUAGUUAAUAUUGAUGACAGUGCUAAAAUUAUAUGAAUAACAUUUCAGAUACCAUUAUAUUAAAAUAUUUGUGUAUGUGUACAAAAGUGUUGAUAAAUACUAAUCUUUAAAGUUUGUGGAGUUUCUUUAUUUGUAAUAUAUGUGCUCUUAAAAGCAGUGAGAUGUGAAAUUAUGGAAGCCUUUUGUGGUUAAUAGAAAUAAAAAUACCAUUAAUUUGCA